AUGUUUGUACGAAAAAUACGGACAAUAAGUGAGAUCGGUAACUUGAAGUAUUUCUAUCUCUUUUCACACCCUCACGUGAGAAAGAGAUCUGUGAAUUCGAGCAAAGGUUACGUGAACACUUUGAAAAAUGACCCUCAGGUGAGAUGGGUAAUGCAACAAAGAGAAUUAAGAAGAACGAAAAGAGACCACUCCUCCCGGCCUGUUAUGAGGCAGUCCAACUUGAUAUCGUUUCCUGAUCCCCUGUUUAAGGAGCAAUGGUAUUUGAACGGCGGUGCGGCAGAUGGCUUGGACAUGAACGUCGGUUAUGCCUGGCGGAAGGGGUACACUGGAAAGGGAGUCGUUAUAACAAUAUUAGAUGACGGCAUCCAACCGAAUCACCCGGACCUGGCGCAGAAUUACGACCCAGCGGCAUCUACUGACAUCAACGGGAACGACACGGACCCGACACCGCAAGACAACGGAGAUAAUAAACAUGGCACCAGGUGCGCGGGGGAGGUGGCCGCCGUCGCUUACAACCGUUUCUGUGGCGUAGGCAUCGCGUACAAUGCCAGCAUCGGAGGAGUCAGAAUGCUAGACGGCCUUGUUAACGACGCAGUGGAAGCGCAAGCAUUGAGUUUCAACACUCACCACAUAGACAUCUACAGCGCGUCUUGGGGGCCGGAAGACGACGGAAAAACGGUCGACGGGCCGGGCCCUUUAGCGCGAAGAGCAUUCAUAAAUGGGGUUACUAACGGGCGGGGCGGAAAAGGCUCUAUUUUUAUAUGGGCAUCAGGAAACGGCGGUCGGCACACGGAUUCAUGUAAUUGUGACGGUUACGCCAACAGUAUAUUUACGAUAUCUAUAUCUAGCGCAACCCAAGGCGGGUAUAAGCCUUGGUAUUUAGAGGAGUGCUCCUCCACUCUAGCGUCUACGUACAGCUCGGGCACACCGGGUCGAGAUAAGAGCGUGGCCACAGUGGAUAUGGAUGUGCAAUUACGCCCCGAACAUAUAUGCACCGUCGAUCACACAGGCACCUCGGCGUCCGCCCCACUCGCCGCGGGAAUUUGCGCUCUAGCUCUGGAGGCGAAUUCUGUACUCACUUGGCGUGACAUGCAGCAUUUAAUCGUAAUGACGUCUCGACCGCAGCCUCUAGAGAAGGAGGAGGGGUGGAUCGUAAACGGCGUGAAGCGGAAGGUGAGCCAUAAGUUCGGUUACGGCUUAAUGGAUGCGGGUCAAAUGGUGUCCCUGGCGGAACAAUGGUUAAGUGUACCGCCGCAACAUAUUUGCAAGUCGCAGGAAAUAAACGAGGACAGGUCCAUUGAAACUUCUUUCGGAUACACAAUUUCCGUGCAUAUGGACGUGAAUGGCUGUAGUGGCACUAUGAAUGAGGUCAGAUUUCUGGAACAUGUUCAAUGUAAAAUUUCACUCAGCUUUUUUCCCAGAGGGAAUUUACGGAUAUUGCUCACGUCGCCGAUGGGGACUACGUCCACACUUUUGUUCGAGAGGACACACGAUGCGACCAGCUCGAAUUUCGACGACUGGCCGUUCCUAAGUGUCCAUUUUUGGGGAGAAAAUGCCGAGGGACGAUGGACCCUACAGAUAAUAAACGCCGGCAAUAAUCACGUGACGCAGCCAGGAGUAUUGAAAAAAUGGCAGCUUAUUUUCUACGGUACAGCGACGAACCCGAUAAGAUUGAGGAAUAAAAACUAUUUCGACUCGAAUAACAGUCAGCAGGAGGAAAAAACCUAUCACAUUAACGAUGUAUAUGACGCGUCCGAAUAUUCCCAGUUCCUAAACGAAAUUGAACUGGGCAUAUCGGAUCGACACAACUAUCCGAAAAAUAUCCCCUCCUCGCAGAGGAAAAACGUGCUGGCAGAUGCAAACGAUAAACAAGUACAGAGAAUGUGUGAUCCGGAGUGUGACUCUCAAGGUUGUUAUGGAAAGGGGCCAACUCAAUGUGUCGCCUGUAAGCAUUAUCGUUUAGAUAACUCGUGUGUAUCAAGAUGUCCGCCGCGGAGUUUCGUAAAUCAGGGCGGUGUGUGCUGGCCCUGUCAUGAGUCAUGCGAGACUUGUGCCGGGGCGGGGCAGGACUCGUGUCUGACGUGUGCCCCCGCACAUCUUCUCGUUAUCGACUUGGCCGUUUGUUUACAACAGUGCCCCGACGGCUAUUAUGAAGAUCCGGACGCGAACGCUUGUUUUCCCUGCGCCGAGCACUGUGACACUUGCACAGAGAAGGCUGAUCUAUGCUCCUCGUGUGCACAUAGCUACGUUUUGUACAAUGGCUCCUGUUUGGCCACUUGCCCACCUGGGACGUUUCAGAAGGAUGACUUUGGUUGCAUGCCAUGUCAUGAGUUAUGUGAAUCGUGUAGAGGCCCCGAAGAAAUGGAAUGCGUUUCGUGCAGAAUUGGCUACUACGCUUUAGAAGGCAGAUGUAUAUCUAAAUGUCCUGAGGGAUUUUACGCCGACGUACAAAAGAGGGAAUGCGUAAAGUGCCCCAUCGGAUGCUCGGUCUGUUCAAACGCAAUAUGUUCUGUUUGUAAACCGAAAUGGUUGCUCACAAAAGGAGGUAAUUGUUUCCCAAAUGGAAACGGAAAAUGCGACACAAACGAAUAUUAUGAAGGAGGACGCUGCAAAAACUGUCAUUCCACUUGCGAGAAAUGUAGCGGACCGAACGAAUGGGACUGUUUAUCUUGUUCGAGUCCGUUGUUAUUGCAGGGAUCGAGGUGCGUCGCGGAAUGCGGACAAGGGUUCUAUCAGACGGCGGGUAGCUGUACUCCGUGUCCGUUGACUUGUACCAAUUGCGUUUCGAGAUUGAACUGUUCAUCUUGUGCGGGGGCAUUACGACUGCAAUCCGGGACGUGCCGCGCGACAUGUGCUCCGGGGUAUUACCCGGAUGAAGCGAUAUGUUCCAAAUGUUACUUGUCGUGUGAAACAUGCACCGGGGCUAGACGGAAUCAGUGUGCAUCCUGCCCGCCCGAUUGGAGGUUGGCGGCUGGUGAAUGUAGACCAGAGUGUCCGCAGAACUUUUUCUCUUGGGGUGACAGUUGUAGACGUUGCCACCAUUACUGCCAGGAUUGUUAUGGAGCUGGACCGCAGCGGUGUACGUCGUGCCCCCCGCAUUUUUCUCUAGAGAACGGGUUAUGUGUGGAGUGCCUUAGUUCUCAGUACUAUGAGCCUAGAACGAGAACUUGCCGUCCGUGCCACGAUUCAUGCAGGUCUUGCUCUGGACCUGGACCGACUAGCUGCGUUACGUGUGCGCAUCCUUUACGCUUAGAUAGAGUUAACCACAAAUGUUUGCCGUGCUGUACGGAGAAUAUGGUGUCGUUGUAUUUGAGUAGCAAUCAAUCAUCUGAUUGUUGUCACUGUGACAGGGACAUUGGAGGCUGUUUAAACGGUUCAUCUGCGGGUAAGCGGCGCAUUGCGGAGAACAUUGGGUCACAUAUGACCGCGUCGUUUUUUGUCGACGACGCAAAAACCAAGCCAAAUAUCUUGGAUCGUGAUUUAUUGAUGGCGUGGAGCGGCGCUGCCACCGUUCUUCUGGUCGUAGCUCUUGCGAUUGUGAUAAGGACUAGAAUCAAACGUCGAAAUCAACUCACUUUGUACCCAAAAGCGGUUUACUCUCAACUGACCACGGUCGAUGAAGAUCUAACAAGUCUGUCUCUGUCUAACACUAGCAAACUGAAAGUGACAGAGUGCGCUAUGAGCAAUGAAGAACCAACUUAG
Molecule: messenger RNA, 3702 nt
Organism: Leptosia nina
Lineage: Eukaryota; Metazoa; Arthropoda; Insecta; Lepidoptera; Pieridae
Source: the annotation of a GenBank genome assembly